AUGUUACUACAAAUUUAACUUUCACAUUAAUUUUUUUUUAUUUCGAAAAAAGUUGUUUUGAAUACAAUCUUUCGAAAAAUAUGGCUAUAUUUUUAAAAUUUAUAGUUAUUCUUUUUAUACAAUUUUACAUUGAAUACAUAAUAAUGCAGAUAUUUACUAAGUGAUUCGUUAUUCUGUUGCCUUAUUCUAUAAAGACACGAUAAAACUUAAACUUUUUCUAGGUUAAAUUUUUGUAUAUAAAGGUUAUUAGCAUCAAGAUACAUUAACUUUGGCCGAUUUUUAAUUUCCCAUACUAAUUAUAAAGAUGGUAGAAAAAAAAUACAUGGUCUAAACAAUUAUUAUUGCAAUUUUAACACUAUUGAGAUUUUCGUCCAUAAUAAAGCCGACAUAACAGCACAGUGGCAUAAAUCGCAUGAGUUGAUUUCAAUGUGACACUACAAAACAAUAUUGUUCUGGUUAUGAAAAAUUAUGUUAUCAAAUAGCUACGCCAACUUUAAAUUUUACAAAAAUAUCAAUAAUAGUAAAAUUUACAAUAAUUAUUAACUUUAUUUUUUUAUAUUAACAUCAAUAAUCAUUUAAAUAACAAUGUAAGUUGUAAAUAUUUGUUCUUUUUUUUGGCAAAAAAAAAAAUGGUGUAAGCAAUCUUUUAUAUUUCCACUUUUUAAAAAUUAAUUAACACUAAUAAUUCCAUUUCCAUUUUCUUUUCUUCUUCCUUAGCGCACAGUACACCCCAUACUUUUCCACACUAGCUUUGACAAAUCCACACGCUAUCCCUCUCGUCUCCUUCCUCGCACCUUCGCCCCCUUUUCGCCCCCAUUUAUACCCCACUCUCCUCCUCUCUCCUCUUCCUUCAUCUUCAUCUUCACCAAUUCCUCGAUUACUGUCUGCGCCAAUUCAAUUUCAACUACCGCGAUUUUGAAUUCUUCAAUGGAGAACAAUCAGUCUUCGUUUUGGCAGUUCAGCGACAACCUCCGCCUCCAGACGGGGAGCCUCGCCGAUCUCUCGCUCAACGACUCAAUCUGGAGCACCAACUACGCGGCCAAGCGGAGCGCCGAGGAGCGCCGCAACUUCGACUUCCGCAACGCCGGCGAAGCCACCUUCGGUAACGAUCUCAAGUCGGAUUUCAACGCCGGGUUCAGCAACGACGCGUGGAAGGCGCCGAUCAACGAUAGCUUCAAUUACUCCGGGUACGGAUCGGGCUCCGCCGGGCUGAACGGCGGGUUCAACAAGGGCGUGUACACGACGCCGCCGCCGUCGAUGAAUUUCAACAGCUAUUACAGCAAGGGGAAGGGUUUCGCGAAUAAUAAUGCUGUGAUGAAUGGGAAGAUUAACAGGGGGAAAAACGACGAGGAGCACGGGGGGAAAUUGGGGAAGAAGAACAGGGGGAAUAAGGAGAGCGGUAAGGAUAGCAACGGCGAGAACAAGACGGCAGUGGAUAAGAGGUUUAAGACGCUGCCGCCGGCUGAGGCCUUGCCGAGGAAUGAGACCAUCGGCGGAUACAUUUUUGUUUGCAACAACGAUACCAUGGCGGAGAACCUUAAGCGCCAACUCUUUGGUCUGCCACCGCGCUACCGCGACUCUGUGCGUGCAAUAACGCCAGGGCUACCUCUCUUUCUCUACAACUACUCAACCCAUCAGCUUCAUGGAGUUUUUGAGGCUGCAAGCUUUGGUGGAACCAACAUCGACCCUACAGCUUGGGAGGACAAGAAAAACCAAGGGGAGUCGCGGUUCCCUGCUCAGGUCCGCGUGGUGACGAGGAAGAUCUGCGAGCCGCUCGAGGAAGACUCCUUCCGCCCAAUCCUCCACCACUACGACGGCCCUAAGUUCCGCCUUGAACUCAACAUUCCUGAGGCUCUAUCCCUUUUGGACAUUUUUGCUGACACCAAUGUUUGAGCUUGUGAGAAGAUGAAUGGUUGAUGGAAGGAAGAAGAAGAAUAGGCAUUUUGGUUGGUUGUAUAUAGAAGAAGAUAUACAUACAUCUAUCAAAGGAGUUUUGGGACUUCGCUUGUAAUACAAUAUACUACUAUAAAUUAAUUAAUGUUUACUUGUGUAAGUGAAAAAUAAUGCUUGAAACAAAUUGCUCUUUUUCUCAAGUCAAAGAUGCAAUAAUUUUGAUAAA
Molecule: messenger RNA, 2119 nt
Organism: Salvia miltiorrhiza (redroot sage)
Lineage: Eukaryota; Viridiplantae; Streptophyta; Magnoliopsida; Lamiales; Lamiaceae
Product: B2 protein-like
Exons: 4
Coding region: 928-1893 (321 amino acids)
Biological process (GO): response to endoplasmic reticulum stress
Source: RefSeq, a predicted model, not a curated record